This is a messenger RNA of Coffea arabica (coffee), 1326 nucleotides long. The record is from RefSeq and is a predicted model, not a curated record. NCBI's taxonomy places the organism in Eukaryota, Viridiplantae, Streptophyta, Magnoliopsida, Gentianales, Rubiaceae.
AUGGCGGACGAUCUCACUUUUGCCUUCAAAAGAUUUGACCUGAACCCAGAGGAAGAGGAAGGAGUUGAUAUGAGCUUCGAGGAUAUCCAACAAAGUGUAGAGGAGUGCCAACUAAGUCUGAUGGGAAAAGUUAUAGGGGAGAAGGUCACAAAUUUCACAGGGAUUAAGAAUUUCACAGCUCAUGUGUGGGGUUAUCCAAAGAAUUUGAAGGUCACGGAACUUAAAGCCAAUCUUUUUUGGUUCCAUUUUGAAUCUGAACAAGAAAUGGAAAAAGCUCUUUAUGGUGGUCCAUGGGUCAUAGACAACCAAUUACUGGUUAUCAAGAAAUGGGAAGCUGGGAUAGAGAGGAAGAUGGAAGUGUUUAAUAGAGCAUACCUGUGGGUCCAAAUCUGGAACUUGCCGAUCCACUGGAUGAGUAAGGCUGUGGGUUUUAAGAUAGGAGAUGUCUUCAAAUAUGUAAGGGAAGUCAUUAUCCUUUCCAGUGGGGGAAAAGCAAGAAGACAUAUGAAAAUUUUGGCUGAAAUAGACAUAGCAAAACCAUUGGCAAGAGGAACAAGGGUCAAGUUGAAUGGGGUACAGUGUGGAAUUAUUGGUCAUGGUGAUAAGAACUGUAAUAAUGAAGGACUAAAUCAGUACAACUUAAGAGAAGACCAAUAUGGAGCUUGGAUGAAGGCUGGGAAUAUUAUGGCUUCACCUCUGAGGACCAGGACAAUGGAGCCUAGGGAGAGAAUUCAUGUGAGUGGAACACAACUGAUCCGAGGAAAUAAGGAGACAAGAGCAAAGGAAGGAAACAAUGACACUGAGGAAAAUAGUAAGGAAGGGAAUCAAGUUGCUGUUAUACCAACAUUGGGUAGAGGGAAACCUGAACCUGUUGAUACCUGUGGAGUACGAAGUGCAGAUACAAAAGCAACGGAAAAGGAAGGGAAGAAGUAUAAAGAGGGCCAAAUGGAAACCAGAAAGGACAGUGAAAAACAAGAAGGGGUAGGGGAUAAAUUUAAAAUAGAUCCAGAAUCACAGGGGCAACAUGAAGGGAAAGGGUUGGAAAGAACUGAGGAGAUAGUCAUGGAUGUAACAGUCAUGGAUGUAACAGCAUCUCUGGAGGGAAAGAAGGAAAGAGUAGGAAAUCAGAAAAUGAUGGAGAAUGUAGGAAAUAAGGAAAACAUGGGGAUGCAGGAGCAAGUGAUCAAGGGUGGACAUGAGCCAAAACAAAGAAAGUUCACAAGAAGGACAAGAGCACUAUUGGGAAGUAUAAACAACACACCUGUGGUUAAAAUGCAGGGGGGAAAAGGAAAACCAGUGAGUGGAAUGAAGAUGUUGAAAUGCUAG